Molecule: messenger RNA, 7284 nt
Organism: Gambusia affinis (western mosquitofish)
Lineage: Eukaryota; Metazoa; Chordata; Actinopteri; Cyprinodontiformes; Poeciliidae
Product: zinc finger MIZ domain-containing protein 1-like
Exons: 24
Coding region: 396-3650 (1084 amino acids)
Biological process (GO): protein sumoylation; regulation of transcription by RNA polymerase II
Molecular function (GO): zinc ion binding; SUMO ligase activity
Source: RefSeq, a predicted model, not a curated record
ACCGAGCUCCGGGUCCCUUCGGUAAUAGAAUAGCCGAUGUAAUUUGACACUUCAACUUACUGCUCUCUCUCCGAGUCUAUUCAGUUACUCAGUCCCAUUCUCAGCGGCCGUGUGUGUAUGAGAGAGAGAGGGAAAGAGAGAGAGAGAGAGUGUGUGUGUGUGUGUGAGGAAGGGAAGAUAUUUGAAACAGAUAAUAAGAGACGAGAAUUAUUACCGAGGACUUUCUGCCCCAGAUCGCACCCCGGAACAAAAAACUUGAAGUGCUGGAGUGUUUCACCUCCUGCAGUGUGGAUGGGUGGGGGGGGUUCCUUGUGGUGAAAAAUCAAGGAUUAGAAACAAGACAGAACUCUCCAGUUUAAUGGCUGGCAGAUAGAGGCCAGACGGGGACAAUCAACAUGAACUCGAUUCCGUCGAUGGACAGACACAUUCAGCAGACCAAUGAUCGUCUGCAGUGUAUCAAGCAGCACUUACAAAAUCCAGCAAAUUUCCAAACAGCGGCGACCGAGCUGCUGGACUGGUGCGGAGACCCCCGAGCCUUCCAGCGCCCCUUUGAGCAAAGCCUGAUGGGAUGCCUAACAGUGGUCAGCCGCGUAGCAGCGCAGCAAGGCUUUGACUUGGACCUGGGCUAUCGGCUCCUGGCCGUCUGCGCCGCCAACAGGGACAAGUUCACUCCAAAAUCAGCAGCUCUGUUGUCUUCGUGGUGUGAGGAACUGGGACGGCUCCUCCUCCUCCGUCACCAGAAGAACAGGCAGAACGAGCCUCCGGGAAAAGUGCCCAUGCAGCCCCCGAUGAGCUCCAUGAAACCAGGCCUCUCGCAUGGAGAUGGUUCUUUCCCCUACGACUCAGUUCCCUGGCAGCAAAACACCAAUCAGCCUCCGGGUUCGGUGUCUGUGGUGACCACUGUCUGGGGCGUGACCAACACGUCACAGAGCCAGGUGUUAGGGAAUCCCAUGGCCAAUAACAAUAAUCCCAUGAAUCCUGGGGGUAACCCUUUGACCUCAGGGAUGUCUGGUAGCAAUCCGGGUAUGAACUCUCCUCAGUUCACUGGUCCACAGCAGCAGUUCCCCAACAAAGGCAACUCAAACCAAGGGUACAUGCAGCAGGGUAUGUAUGGACGACCCAACUACCCUGGAGGUGGAGGUUACGGUGGAAAUUACCCAGGAGGACCAAAUGCUGGACCUGGUGGGAUAGGCAUCCCUCCGAACUCUCGUCCACCGUCGGAUUUUACACAACCUGCUGCUGCUGCUGCAGCUGCCGCUGUUGCUGCAGCGGCUGCAACCGCAACUGCCACUGCCACAGCAACUGUAGCGGCCCUGCAGGAGACUCAGAACAAGGACAUGAACCAGUAUGGACCGAUGAGUUCCUCUUUCCAGAUGGGACCAAACCAGGCAUACAACAACCAGUUCAUUAAUCAGUCAGGACCCCGUGGUCCUCCAUCUUUACCUGGAAACCUGGGUGCAGGCAUGAAUGCAUCAAACAUGAGUGGGCCUCCAAUGGGAAUGAACCAGCCCAGGGGCCAAGGCAUGGGGCCAUUUGGGGCCCAUGGCCAAAGGAUGCCCCAGCAUGGCUACGCUGGACCCCGGCCUCAAGGCAUGGGCAUGCAGAGCAUGAAAAGACCAUAUCCAGGAGAGCCAAACUAUGGUGGGCAACAGUAUGGACCAAACAACCAGUUCCCCAACCAGCAGGGACAAUACCCCACCCCCAAUGGCUCGAGGCCACUGCCAUCCCCCAGCUACCCUGGACAGAGGAUGCCAGGACAGCAGCUGCAAGGCCAAUACCCUCCACAUGGCGGUCCCAUGGGCCAGUACUAUAAGCAAGAGCCACCAUUCAAUGGCCAAACAAAUAACUUCUCUGGAAGUGGAUACCAAUAUAACCAGGCCAAUAUGAAUGGGCCUCCUAGACCGCUGGGCAACUACCCACACUCACCAGUGCCGGGUAACCCCACUCCACCAAUGACUCCGGGCAGUAACAUCCCUCCAUACCUGUCGCCAAACCAAGACGUGAAGCCACCUUUCCCUCCAGACAUCAAACCAAAUAUCACUGCCCUUCCUCCACCUCCAGCCAGCCACAAUGAGGAACUACGACUGACGUUUCCUGUGCGGGACGGGGUUGUGUUAGAGCCCUUCAGGCUGGAGCACAACCUGGCUGUGAGCAACCACGUCUUCCACUUACGGCCCUCUGUGCACCAAACGCUCAUGUGGAGGUUCCAGGUUAAUACUUCGCACUCAAAUGCCCAGAAUGUUACAAAAAUGUCAGACCUGGAGCUGCAGUUUAAAUGUUACCACCAUGAAGACCGUCAGAUGAACACUAACUGGCCGGCAUCGGUCCAAGUCAGCGUCAAUGCCACGCCGCUCACAAUAGAGCGAGGUGACAACAAAACAUCGCACAAACCGUUGCACUUGAAACAUGUGUGCCAGCCGGGAAGGAACACGAUCCAGAUCACAGUGACCGCCUGCUGUUGUUCGCACCUGUUUGUGCUGCAGCUGGUGCACAGGCCGUCAGUCCGCUCCGUCCUGCAGGGUCUCCUAAAGAAGAGGCUGCUGCCUGCAGAGCACUGCAUCACCAAGGUCAAGAGGAACUUCAGCAGCGUGGCAGCGUCGACAGGGAACGCCACGCUCAACGGAGAAGAUGGAGUUGAGCAAACAGCCAUCAAGGUUUCUCUCAAAUGUCCGAUCACUUUCCGACGAAUACAACUUCCAGCAAGGGGGCAUGACUGCAAACAUGUUCAGUGUUUUGAUUUGGAAUCAUAUCUACAACUGAACUGUGAGCGGGGAACGUGGCGAUGUCCAGUAUGCAAUAAAACAGCUUUGUUAGAAGGACUGGAAGUCGACCAGUAUAUGUGGGGAAUACUGAAUGCCAUUCAAAACUCUGAGUUUGAGGAAGUCACAAUUGACCCAACGUGUAGCUGGCGACCUGUGGCGAUCAAAUCUGACAUCCACAUUAAGGAGGAUCCAGAUGGACCACUGGCGAAGAGGUUUAAGACGAUGAGUCCCAGUCAAAUGACCAUGCCCAACGUGAUGGAUAUGAUCGCUCAACUCGGCCCUGGACCAUCACCGUACCAGUCGAUGCCCUCGGGGCAAGGUGGCAACAGUAGCGAAUAUGGCAGCCAAGGCAACAAUUACCAAGGACACGGGAACUUUGACUUCCCCCAUGGCGCUCCAGGUGGUACGUCAAUGAAUGACUUCAUGCACGGUCCUCAGCUGUCUCACCCACCCGACAUUCCGAAUAGCCUGAUGACGCAAGACAAACCCUUGUCCCACAACAUGCCUGACACGAUACCUCAUUCUGCCGGGCCUGACCAGACGCACGGUCCGCUGCAGCAGAGCUUACAUCCAUCUCCGCACCCCGGGAGCCAAUCAGGGCAGCAGCUACACCACAGUGGCCCCCCUCAGCCCUCACGGCAAGCACCGCUGCCUCAGCAGCAGCAAGCACAGCAGCAACAGCCCACCGCCAACAACCAUCCCCACACCGACCUGGCCUUCAAUCCCUCCAGCGGUUUGGACAGCCAAGCGGGGUCGGACAUGCCCGAGCCUUCGUUAGAUCUUCUCCCUGAGCUCGCUAACCCAGACGAACUUUUGUCGUAUCUGGAUCCCCCAGACCUCCCCAGCAAUAGCAACGAUGACCUUCUGUCGCUCUUUGAAAACAACUGAGAGGCUUUCAGACACCCACACACAUAAACUUUUACCGAUCGCCUGAAGCUUCCCUGAGAAACCGUGGCAGUUACUCAGUACUUGAUCAACACAAAGAUGCACUCCCUUUCUCUUCUUCCUCUUGUACAAUUUACAUUCGCCAGCGCAGAUUGACUGCAAAGAAUCUCAAAGAAACUCAAAAGACACGGCAGGAUUUGGUGGAGCUGCCACGCCCCUCCACGUCCUGUGGUGACACCCUUGACUGUGCAGCUAUAGUUGAUUUUAUUUUUACACCACACACAUGUACGUGUGCUCACUAGUAACAUGUUGUAGCAUUUUUUAAAUAUUUUUUUUUUGUUUUCUUUUGAAGCUAAAAAAAAAUGAACUCAUUGUAUAAAGCAGAAAAAUAACUGAAAAAAACUGUGCUCUCUGGCCAGUGUGUGUUAUGUUUUGUAGUCUGAGAGGCCACAACUUCCUGGUGUCACUGCUCCAUUCCCUGACUGGUCUGGUUAGUCGCACUGUUUUGUCCAUCACCUAAAAGCACAAGAAAUUUUAGCACUGCAAAAAACGAAACAAAACAACAACAAAAAAAAACAUCUUUACAAAAAGGAAUAAGAUCAGUUUUCUAUACAUUUGCUGCCAGCAUUUUAAAAAGAUUUUUGAAAGAAAUUGGCUUCCAUUUUGCCUACAAUUGUUCUGUGUAUUUAUUUCAGUCUGUGAAGUCUGACUGAAGUAGGGAGCAUUUGAAGCCUACAAUAACAGAAAGUACAUACAUGAUGCCUGGUCAUGAUGCCUCUUUUACAAAUGACUGAUUUGUUUCUUAAAAAAACAAAACAAUAGAUAAAAAGAAAGAUUGAAGUUCCUGCCAUGUUAUCUGCUUCCAUCUGCUCUGCAUGAGCCUUAUUUUCUGUAUUUUUGUAUCAUUUCACCUCUCCUUAAAUAAUGUGCUGUUGAGGUAGUCUUCAAAGUGCAUGUGUGCCAAGCCCUUUGUCAAAUGGUGUUUUUUCUCUUUGUCAAAUUUGUUUUGAUUUUAUUUAACACUAACAUUGAAGGUAUCAGUGGUACAUCUGUCAUGUAUCUACUGGUUGUUCUUUAUUUUUAUUUUCCUUCGCUGCUGCAUAAUUACGCUGUCCAUCGUUAUUUUUGAGAAACUGCUCACCAAAGCUAGAGGGAUGAGGAUGAGAAUGUUUGUGUUUGCUCGGUCCUGUGUAAGGCUGCGAGUGCAUGGGUGCGUCUCAAUAAGUUAGAAUAUCAUUGAAAAGUUUAUGUAUUUCAGUAAUUCAUUUCAAAAUGUUUUUUAUUCUAUAGUUUCAUUACAUACAGGGUACUUCAGGCAUUUAUUUUUCAUGCAUUUGAAUGAUGAAAAUCCCAAAGUAGAUUUCACAAACAUGGAAUAAAGACAUGUGGUGACUACAAAGGUCACAUUCCCAGCAGAAGUCAUGAUGGCAGGUCCAACUCAUUUCAAAAAGUCUUAGCUUGGCUGUUUGUCCAAAUGGUUUUUAAUAUUAUGCUGUCUUUUAAUUUUGGCCUCAUUUAUAAACUAUGAUUUGUUGUUUGCUGGCAUGUAAUCUUUUCUCCGUAUUUUUAUAGAAGUUUUACAUCUAUGCAGUUUUCUUGUGUUACAAGCAUUCAUUUUAAAUAUAUUAAUGGAAAGUUUUGUGAAAGGAUAAAGUCUGGUGGGAGAAAAAUGAAUCUUAUAAUAAAUUAGUUUUAAUUUUUAAGUUGAAUUACUAAAAUACAACAACUUUUUAAGAUAAUAUAAUGUAUAGAGAUGCACAUGUAUGUGUGUGAGACUGUGUGUGUAUGUGUGCGUGUUUAUGCACAGGUGAUGGCGAGACAAGCAAUGGUUUCUUCCAUCACUGCUGUGAUUUUCAAAGCAGUAUUGGUGUAAGCCUUUUUCGUUGUUGUUUUUUGAUGUCAUGUUGUUCGAGAAGAGUUGCUUUUCAGUAUGCAAAUGUAUUAUUUUUAAGAAAUGCUAUUGUACUGUAAAUAUCAUUAUGUAUAUUUUUGUAUCAUCUUGAUGAUGUUUGUCGUCGUCCGACCUAACCGCACGCGCUCCCCAUCAGAGCACCAAACUUCUUCAGCAGUUUUAAAAAUCUCAUAAGCUACACCCCAAUGCACGUCGUUCUCGUUUUCUGCCUUUGUGCUCAUCUUCCCUGUGUCAGCUCGAGGUUGUUCUGCUCCACCUUUUUCCAUGUUCUCAGAUGUCAAACACACUCUGAAGCAAUACUUUCGUUUCACACUUGGAUCCUAACUGAUCUCCGCUUCCUGCUAAUAAAUUUUAGGUUAACAUUUGUUCAGUGAUAGUGAUUUUAAAACAAAAGAGGUGUGAUAUCAGCUGGCAUUCAGUGUAAUUAUUGAUAUAUGUGAAUAUCAUGUUCCUAAAUGUCAAUACAUGGUGGUAUUUUAAAGAUAUAUCACAACCAUAUUUUAAAGAAAUUCAUGAUAUUGUUUAUAUUUUUGUUAUAGAAAAAUGUGGGUUUUAACAAAAAAAAAAGCAUGACACCAUUUACAUUUGUAUCCCCCUUUUGUUUGUUUUCGUUUCUCUUUGGUAAAUUAUUUUGUACUGGUUUUAUUAUUAAUCUGUAAGGCUAGAAAUCCAAUUUCUUUCAGCUUGAUUUAAUUUGAACAUUUUUUAAGAUUUUAUCCGUUUCAGCUCUGAGACCAUUGACAUGUUUCAUAUCCAAACAAUAAUGAAACAUAAAAUUCUUAUUAUUUUUUUUAAUGUAUGAAUCAAUCCGAUAAAUAUUUGUUGUCGCCUCAUAAUUUCUUCUUACAUUCAAGUGUGUCAGUUCAGCAUUGGGCAGCAGGCCAAGUGUGCAGUUGCGCAAUCACAUUAAAGGGCCAUUUCUUUUGGGGGAUGUUGUUUAGAAAAAAAUGUAUUAAAAGAAAAAUAUAAAUAAGAAAAAAAACAGAGCAGAAAGGGCCACAUUCACAAAUCUGGCCUUGAAAGGAUGCAGAGGGCAAGGCUUGUUAAAUGUCCCAAGGAUGUCUGUAUAUAUGUAAAUUAACAUAGAGACAAGUGAACAGAAAUGUAUUCAUUUUCCUUUGGGAAUGUGCAUUGUUUCUUCUGAAUAAUAAUAAUAAUAAUAAUUAAUAAAAAAGCUUGCAACACCUCAACUGGAAGUGGCUGACUAUGGAAAAUCAAACAUGUUAGAUUGUGUCUGUGGGUUAACUCGGCAUUUUGCCCCCCUUGCUUUGUAAUAUACUUUCACCCUUUUCUGUUUGGGGGAACUGGAACAGCUAAGUUCUAAAUGUACUAUUUUGCCUGAGUGUUCUAGUUUCACAGGCAUACUCUGAGGUGCUAAAGCUAGAAAAACAACCAGAAUAAGGUUACAAACACAAACAGAAAAGCCACUCAGCUGUGCAGAAUGAUGGUAGUGAAAAUAAUGGGUCCUGAAGAUUGUAACCAAGAUCCAUAAUUUAUAUGAAAAAAAAAAUUAUAUUAUAAAGAUUUGGAAAAUGACAACAAUCUAAGGUGAUUCAUGCAAUGUGGCCAUUGUCUCUAUGUUUGUACAUUGUAUGUACAAUCAUUUCAUACUCCAAACUGGUCAGAAAAUAAAGGAACUAAUUGUGAUUUUUAGUCUUGCAGAACUGUAUGUAGUUAGAUGAUGUGACAGCCUAAUAUUUAUCUAAUAAAUAUGUAUUCAAAUGA